CUGAAAAGUAAACGUCAAAGGGCUAUUCAGCAAGCAGAUGUUUGUUUUGUUUGUAAAUUUUAAAGCGCGAUAGGUAGUUUUGGAACCUUUUAUUAUGAUAUAGCGUAGUACAAUGAGAGUUUGCUGCUCGAAGAAAAGCAACUAAAGUACAAACUGAACGCCCGUGCAGCCAUCAAACCGCCGCAAAGCAGUUUCAACGAUUAACUAGUAAAACUACUCACGUACCACCUUCCUGUGUAAGAGCGAUGACGCUCGACGCGCACGAUAAGCUUUUGGAAACAGUUCUGCAAGAGUACAAAAUUUUAGCCGAAUACGAACGACUGCAGAGUGAAGAUCUUGGUGGUAUUUACGUAACACCGUCGUACGAAAACCCCUUCCUUUGGUUCGGUGUCAUAUUUGUGCGAAGUGGAGUAUACAAAGACGGAGUAUUCAGGUUUACCCUAACUUUUCCGAGCCGAUUCCCCAACGAUAGUACUGUUCCAACAGUAACAUUUCAAAGCGAUGUGUUUCAUCCACUGAUCAAUCCUAACGAUGGAGUACUGGACCUUUCGGAAGCAUUCCCCAAAUGGCAGGCUGGGGAUAACCACAUCUGGCAAAUGCUCAAAUUUGUGCAGUCCGUCCUUCAAAACUUGGACGACCAUACGAUACAUUCGAAUCCCGUAGCCAAUAAUGAGGCGUACGAAUUGCUGGUGGAAAAUCGUACAGAGUUUUUGGUACGCGUCGAGCAAAGUGUAGAGGAAAGUCAGCAAAAACUCUACGACCUGCCCGCACAUCCAGAUCGGUUCUAUAUUUGCUUCGAUCGAUUCAACCCGGACGUUCAUGGGCCCGCACUGCAGUCAAUGAAAGAAAACAAAGGAACGGAAGUAACGACACCUCCAUCGUCUGGACUGUCGUGGGUACGAAAAGGAAUGUAUCAACCGCUUAGCAAAUAACGAUUUUCCCCUGCAAUUGCGUCCGUUUAUUGACCGAUCUCCUCCAUGAAAGGAAAUCUGGCGCGCAUAACGGAGAAGAGCGUAGUUAAAUAAUUUUAAUGUUUUAUUUCAACGUUAAAUACACUCGGCGAGUCACAGAAAUGUUUUGGUAAACUACUUACUAAUACUUGUGAAUGCUGCAAAGAAUGUGCUAAUAAAACGCGUAACGCACUACAAAGUUUUUAACAUAA
Anopheles funestus (African malaria mosquito) is the source of this 1162-nucleotide messenger RNA. RefSeq names its product protein crossbronx homolog. The record is from RefSeq and is a predicted model, not a curated record. The transcript is spliced from 4 exons. Lineage: Eukaryota; Metazoa; Arthropoda; Insecta; Diptera; Culicidae. The coding region runs from base 246 to 932 and encodes 228 amino acids.